AAUAAACACUUCUCUCCCUUUUUGCUAUCUGCAAACUUCACUUUGUCUGUUGGCAUUCAAGAAUGGAGGAAGUAGAGCUUUCCUCCGACAAGUUUUCGGACGGAAACUCGCUUCCGAAAAUGGACAAACAAACGAACCCGAGCAAGCAGCGCAGCGUGUCGCUCAUCGGACUUUUCGCUGCUGCUGAUAAGGCGGACUAUUUGUUAAUGUUUUUGGGAAGUGUUGGGGCGUGUAUCCAUGGUGGUGUGCUUCCUGUGUUCUUUGUUGUUUUUGGUCGUAUGAUCGAUUCGUUAGGGCAUCUGGCAAAGAAUCCGCAGCAACAGUCUGCCCGGGUUUCCGAGUAUGCUUUGUACUUGGUAUAUCUUGGACUCGUUCUCUUCGCAUCAGCAUGGAUUGGUGUAGCAUUCUGGACACGAACGGGGGAGAGGCAGACAGCGCGUUUGCGAAUGAAAUAUCUCCAGUCAGUUCUAAACAAGGACAUAAAUUUUUUCGACACUGAAGCCAGAGACACUAACAUUAUUUUCCACAUUUCAAGUGAUGCAAUUCUAGUGCAAGAUGCAAUAGGUGACAAGACCGGCCAUGCAUUGCGCUACCUUUCGCAGUUCCUUAUUGGAUUUGUCAUUGGGUUUACAUCAGUAUGGCAGCUUACGCUUCUGACCUUGGCUGUGGUUCCGUUCAUAGCUAUUGCAGGUGGAGCUUAUACUAUAAUCAUGUCUACCUUAUCCGAAAAGGGUGAGGCUGCUUAUGCAGAAGCCGGCAAGGUUGCUGAAGAGGUUAUUUCGCAGAUUCGUACUGUGUACUCAUUCGGGGGAGAGGACAGAGCCAUUGAAGCAUACUCAACCUCACUGAACAAGGCCCUCAAGCUGGGAAAGAAGAGCGGGGUUGCGAAGGGAGUUGGCGUAGGGUUUACUUACGGGCUGUUGUUUUGCGCUUGGGCAUUGCUUCUGUGGUACGCCGGCAUACUUGUAAGGCAUCACGACACGAACGGAGGGAAAGCAUUCACAACUAUCCUCAAUGUCAUCUUCAGUGGAUUUGCUCUCGGCCAAGCUGCUCCAAGCCUUGCUGCAAUUGCGAAAGGUAGAGCUGCUGCUGGUAAUAUCAUGACGAUGAUUGAUUCGGAUUCCAAUUCCUCUAAGGCAUCGGACAAUGGAAUAGUGUUGCCGAAAGUAUCUGGGCAGAUUGACUUCUGUGACGUUGGUUUCGCCUAUUCAUCACGACCAAACAUGGUGUUUGAGAAUUUGAGCUUUUCGAUUGGAGCUGGCAAGACAUUUGCAGUUGUUGGCCCUAGUGGUUCAGGAAAGAGCACUGUUAUAUCCAUGAUUCAGCGAUUCUACAACCCCGUUUCAGGUAAAAUACUGUUGGAUGGACAUGAACUCGGAACUCUCCAACUGAAAUGGUUACGAGAACAGAUGGGAUUGGUAAGUCAAGAACCGGCAUUGUUUGCGACUACUAUAGCCGGCAACAUUUUGUACGGUAAAGAAGACGCAGACAUGGAUCAGAUCAUGGAAGCUGCUAAAGCUGCAAAUGCACAUUCUUUCAUUGAAGGAUUGCCUGAUGGCUACAACACUCAGGCAGGAGAAGGAGGAACUCAGCUUUCCGGAGGGCAAAAGCAGCGAAUAGCUAUUGCAAGAGCAGUGCUGCGAAACCCAAAAAUACUACUUUUAGAUGAGGCCACAAGCGCUCUUGAUGCAGAAUCAGAACUUAUCGUUCAGCAGGCACUAGAGAAAAUCAUGUUGCAUCGAACUACAGUCAUCGUUGCUCAUCGGUUGUCCACUAUCCGGGAUGUGGACACAAUCAUUGUCUUGAAGAACGGUCAGGUUUCUGAGAGUGGCAACCAUUCAGACUUGAUGUCCAAGAAAGGGGAGUAUGCAAAUCUGGUGAGCUUGCAGGUACUGGAACAUGUUAAAGAUUCUGGCUUAGUAUCUGGACAUUCUUCGAGAGAAUCCAGCUUUCGCGAUACCACGAGUAACUAUCCGCAGGAGGACAAGGCAACCACAACAAAACAGCAGAAGCCAACUGAUCAAAACAGCUCUGCUCCUACUGCAUCAGUGUGGGAAUUAGUGAAACUAAAUGCGCCCGAGUGGCCUUAUGCGAUUCUCGGGUCAGUUGGUGCAGUUCUGGCCGGCAUGGAAGCUCCUCUUUUCGCCCUUGGAAUAACUCACAUCUUGACAGCGUUUUACGGUCCUAGUGGCUCUCAAAUCAAACAUGAUGUUGAUAGGAUAGCUCUCAUAUUUGUUGGCUUGGCUGCUCUUACUGUCCCAAUAUAUCUCCUGCAGCACUACUUUUAUACAUUGAUGGGGGAGCGGCUCACAACUCGCGUACGCUUAUUAAUGUUCAAAGCUAUCCUUUCAAACGAAGUUGGUUGGUUUGAUUUGGAUGAGAAUAACACUGGAGCACUGACUUCAACUUUAGCAGCAAAUGCAACAUUAGUGCGAAGCGCUCUAGCUGACCGUCUAUCAACAAUCGUGCAGAAUCUUGCACUCACGGUGACUGCUUUCGCUAUUGCCUUCACCUUAAGUUGGCGUAUUGCAGCUGUCGUGAGUGCCUCCCUUCCUCUACUUAUCGGAGCUUCCAUAACUGAGCAACUGUUUCUGAAGGGAUUCGGAGGGGACUACAACCUUGCCUACUCAAAAGCAACAUCCGUGGCACGCGAAGCAAUUGCCAACAUACGUACUGUUGCUGCAUUUGGUUGCGAAGAACGGAUAUCACUCCAGUUUUCCUUGGAACUAAACAAGCCAAACAAGCAAGCAGUUCUAAGAGGCCACAUAUCAGGUUUCUGCUACGGUUUAUCGCAGUUUUUCGCGUUCUGUUCUUAUGCGCUUGGCCUUUGGUAUGCAUCAGUACUAAUCAAGGAUAAAGACUCGAAUUUCGGAGACAUCAUCAAGUCCUUUAUGGUCCUAAUAGUCACGUCACUGAGUAUAGCAGAAACCCUAGCUCUCACGCCAGAAAUUAUGAAGGGAUCGCAAGUGCUCGGCCCAAUUUUCAGUAUCCUAAAGCGAGAAACGGCCAUACAUCGUAAUGAUCCCAGAUCAAAUGUUGUUGCUAAUGUCAAGGGAGAUAUAGAGUUCAAGAAUGUGAGUUUCUGGUACCCUGCAAGGCCGGAUAUCGCCAUUUUCGACCAUUUGAAUUUACGUGUUUCAGCAGGAAAGAGCCUUGCAGUAGUCGGGCCAAGUGGUUCUGGGAAGAGUACAGUGAUUGCACUGGUAAUGAGAUUUUAUGACCCUGUUUCUGGUACGGUUCUAAUUGAUAGAUACGAUAUCAAAAGCUUGAACUUGAAAUCGUUGAGGAAGAGAAUAAGUCUAGUUCAACAAGAGCCGGCAUUGUUCUCCACAACAAUUUAUGAGAACAUAAAGUAUGGGCACGAGGAAGCAUCGGAAGUAGAGGUAGUGACAGCGGCAAAAGCAGCGAAUGCACACGGUUUCAUAAGUCGAAUGCCUGAAGGGUACAAAACUCAAGUGGGAGAGAAAGGAGUGCAGUUAUCGGGAGGGCAGAAACAGAGGGUGGCAAUUGCCAGAGCAAUACUGAAAGAUCCGUCGAUUCUUCUUCUGGACGAAGCAACCAGUGCAUUGGACACGGAGUCUGAGAAGCUGGUCCAAGAGGCUCUUGAUAAGCUAAUGGAGGGCCGAACAACAAUCUUGGUAGCACACCGGUUGUCAACUAUUCGUGAUGCUAACUGUAUCGCCCUGCUACAAAAUGGUAGGGUGGCCGAAAUGGGAAGCCACGAGCAUCUGAUUGGAAGACCUGGUAGUCUCUACAAACAAUUAGUUAGUCUACAGCAACAAAAGAGACAAGCGAUUGAUUAAUUCAACGGCAUUAUAUGAUAAACUUCCUAUGAAUUUUUUCGAUUACAAACUGUAUAGUUUAUAUCGAAGACGUCGACUUUCGAGGGAUGUACUAAUAAAGACCACUAUUGUCUGCU
Molecule: messenger RNA, 3919 nt
Organism: Pyrus x bretschneideri (Chinese white pear)
Lineage: Eukaryota; Viridiplantae; Streptophyta; Magnoliopsida; Rosales; Rosaceae
Product: ABC transporter B family member 13-like
Exons: 9
Coding region: 63-3803 (1246 amino acids)
Biological process (GO): transmembrane transport
Cellular component (GO): membrane
Molecular function (GO): ABC-type transporter activity; ATP binding; ATP hydrolysis activity
Source: RefSeq, a predicted model, not a curated record